Molecule: messenger RNA, 1684 nt
Organism: Amoebophrya sp. A120
Lineage: Eukaryota; Dinophyceae; Syndiniales; Amoebophryaceae
Source: the annotation of a GenBank genome assembly
AGCAUCACAUCAGCCUCGAAGAAUGCGACACCAACACGACCACGCCGGGAAAGAACGUCUUCGACCUUUCGCAAGUAGGAGAAAUUUCUCAAAGUAGUUUGGUACAACUUCUUCACCGAAAAGAGUAGCUUUCUUCUAGUACUUCAUCUUUCCCCGCAUUAUUUUUUGAGGUAGUCUUUCUGCUGCGCUCUUCACUGACGAGCUUGCUAGAAAGUCAGACAUCAUCUACUCCGAACUUUUUAUCCCGAAGAAAAGCUCCAAAAAGUAGCUUGGUUGUUCCCGCCCAAUACUAAUUGUAUGCGCAAGUAUUAGUACUAUUGGUACUAGAGUUAGUGAAGGCUCGACGAACGCAGCCACAUGUCGUUGCGCACACCAGUCUACCACGGCUCCGUUCCGUCGAUGGACGAGGAGCUCAGUGGUAGUCGCCGGUACGGGCGAUCCAGGAAGACCGCGGGCGGUGGGACCGCGAAAAACCGCACAGCGACCAGCGCACUGCGGCGAGCAACUAGCAGAGCCACCACGUCGAUUGCCAUUUUUUACUGCGCCAUGAACCAAAACUUGCAGUGUGCUGUUUCCGGCGUUUCGAUCGGAAGUGCAGGAAGUCGUCCAGCCGCGUCAUCUAGUACUAUUCCCUCGGUGAGUGCUACCAUUAAGAAGGCUCCUGCUCGUGGUACCACGGUGGAGCCAAUUUCCACUGAUUCGUUUUUAGAAAACAAAAAGAAGAAAAGCAAGCAUGGUACUAACGAACAAGGCAGAGAGGGCAUCAAGCUGAACGGCAGGAAGACUGCCACUGAGACGACUAGAGCGAAAGCGACCACUGCAGACGCUGGUGCUGGCUUGCAGUGUUGCGCAGCAAAUGAGGCAGUUGAUGUCGCGGACCCGAAUCCCGCCCCCUCUACGGACGAUGGAAAAGAUGAUCCAGCUCUUUGCGUGGCCCACGAGCGGUGCAUCGCCCAUUUUGCAAGCAGAGUCCAGGAGGUCGGGCUGAAAGCGUUUGGCAAAGACAAAUGCUGCCCCUCAGUGUAUAAAAAUAAAAAUAAAUGCAAAAUCUCCAUUAUUUUUGCACUGUAUGUUCGUCAUCUGUACCUUUUUUAUUUUUUUCACUCCCUCUUGAUAAUGAUGUGCACCACUGAUUUGUUCGCCAGUUUUCAGGUUUCACUUUCAUUUCGAUUUCUAUCUUAGGCACAGGAGCCAUCCAUUGCAACAAAGAGCAGCUGUAUUCUGUCAACGCGCGACUUUACUUACUUACUUAUUAUCUGAGGGGGUAAUGCAAAUACUUCGAUGUGGUCGCGACGAAUAGUUCUUGAUCUUGUUCAGGGCUGAGAUGAACUUAGCAUUAGCAUGCUCUGAAAAGUUUGUCGUGGGGAUUAUCUUCCGUUUUUUAUUUUUGAGUUUAGUCGACUUCCUUCCAAACAAGUAUUAGAGGUUUGCUUUUGGCAAAAAGAAGCAAUUGAUGGCUCUUGAUGAGUUGUAGGAUGGAAGAUGCAGAAUAAUAGCAAACUAAGUUUUGCCUUGACUGUCGCAGUCUCUGUGUGUCCUGUGCUUCAUGUGAUCGAUCGGUAGAAAUUCGUGCUUCGUGCGCGUCAAGCAUUAUUGAAUUAAUUAUAUGAGCGUUGUAAGUUCUACUACUUGUUAAUAAAUAAAAGUGCACCGAUGCACUUCGUUCUGUUUUUCGUCUUCUCGU